Molecule: messenger RNA, 399 nt
Organism: Staurois parvus
Lineage: Eukaryota; Metazoa; Chordata; Amphibia; Anura; Ranidae
Source: the annotation of a GenBank genome assembly
UGCGCUGUGUCCCAAGGACACAGCGGAUCACCGAUUAAUGGAAAGAGCCGAAGAUGUUGGCUCGGUCAUGUGAUCAGCUGUGUCCAAUCACAGCUGAUCACAUGGGACAUGUACACUGAUCAUCAGGGCACUGAUGAUCAGUGUGCCGCUUAUGAUCUGUGUAGCCCCAGCAGUGCCACCUAUCAGUGUCCAUCAGUGUCAGCUGUCAGUGCUCAUCCAUGCCACCUGCCAGUGCCUAUCAGUGCCACAUUUCAGUGCACAUCAAUGCCACAUAUCAGUGUCCAUCUGAGCUGCCUUUUAGUGUCACCCAUCAGUGCCAGUCAGUGCCACCUAUCAGUGCUGCCAAUCAGUGUCACGCCUAUCAGUGCCAGUCAGUGCCGCCUAUCAGUGCCAGUCAGU